This is a messenger RNA of Suillus clintonianus, 1341 nucleotides long. RefSeq lists its product as uncharacterized. The record is from RefSeq and is a predicted model, not a curated record. Lineage: Eukaryota; Fungi; Basidiomycota; Agaricomycetes; Boletales; Suillaceae. The coding region runs from base 1 to 1341 and encodes 446 amino acids. The transcript has 4 exons.
AUGCGUUCCGUGCUUGAUCUAGAUGGUGCCCACUUCUCGCAUUGGUUGAACGAACCCGUACUCGACUCUCCCACUUGUCCCAUACCCAUCCGUGGUGCUGGGCCAGAUCCACAACAGCCACCACUCUUUUCUUACCCUAAUCACACAUUUACGCCCAACGCGUCCUUCUCGCCGUCGGAAUUUGCGGCACCUCAUCAGCUACCGAGAUCGUUAUCGCCGGCCGACGCUUCUGAUGGUUAUCUCAGUUCUCCAGGUCUCCGCGUGCAAUCGAUAUCGCCUGCGGAGACAUCACUGAGGCCGCCACCAUGGGCAACUCAAUUGUGGGAUUCGCAACAAUACGAGGCUUCCACGUCGUCGGGGCGUGUCCAUCAACCCCUAUCUGACCACCCUUAUGGAGUCAAACGCCAACGCUUUCAACCCAGACGAGACAUAUUGGGCAUGGGUUUCCAGUCUUCUAGCGCUCCAAUACAAACGGGCAUGCUUUCGAUGACUAGGAACUAUAGUUCCCGUCGUGGCGAGUCUGUCAGCGUGAGCGAUGAUCGCGACGCAACCGUGCGACGCAAGAAGCGGCUAUCAACUGAGGAACUUUCCAGGGAAGAGAAAGGAACCGAGUCACCUCCUCUCAAGUCCAUACUCAAGCAGCCAAAAUUAGCACCUAGUGCUUGGCAGUUGUACUUCACAGACUGGAUACAGCGGCACCAAGCAACGAGCACCAGAAAACUCAAUGUUGCACAGGCUGCCAAAGAAGCUGGUCAGGAGUAUGCCAACUUGACUACCGAAGAGAAGGAGCCUUACAAACGACGGUCUGCAGUUCUGAAGGAGGCCCGAGAGCGUGAAAACGCAGCUUACAUGAGGAGUCUCACUCCUGAUGAUAUCAAGAAGGAGAAUGCCUUCCGCACUGCCCAGCGAAAGGCGGGUCGUUCCCGGAAGAGCAACAUUAAAGACCCAAACGCACCAAAGAAGCCGCUCAGCGCAUACUUCAUGUUCCUGCAGCGCAUCCGAUCCGACCCUGCUUUGGUUAGGGAGAUCUUUGGUGACGAGCAAGAGACAACUAAGCAAAGCGUGUUAGCCGCUGCCAAAUGGCGAUCGAUGACUGAUGAUGAGCGCAAGCCUUUCCUUGCACAAGCUGAGCAGGAGAAGCUCGAGUACGAGGCCGCACGGAGGCUGUAUGAGGAAGGCACCACUGAUUUUGGCACGAGUAUCAAUUUCAGCAUCUUGCCGGGCAGCCCCACUGAGAGCCCAUUCCGUGCCUUGCGAGCAAUCAAGACAGAGUCAUUCAGUUCAGAGAGCGAGAGCGAGGGUGUCGCAGCUGACGACCUCAGUCGAUACACCCGUCUGUGA